Messenger RNA from Ogataea haglerorum, 1080 nucleotides. RefSeq lists its product as uncharacterized. NCBI's taxonomy places the organism in Eukaryota, Fungi, Ascomycota, Pichiomycetes, Pichiales, Pichiaceae. The transcript has a single exon. The coding region runs from base 1 to 1080 and encodes 359 amino acids. The record is from RefSeq and is a predicted model, not a curated record.
AUGAUCAAGUGGUUUAGGCCGUCAAUAGAUUUAGUACAAGAUUUUCGUCUCUUGAGAGGGCCUCGUAAAGUUGGUUGCCUGUAUCAUACGCUGAAGGUGAAUCAGAAGGACAGUAAACCUGAGCAAAAGCAGUCCAAAUCUUUGGUCAACGACUUAAUGGACUUGCUGGAAAAGCCCAUCCACAAACGGGAUAUAGAUCAACAUGUGGAAAACAAGCUGACAAUGGUCAAGUCUAUUGAAAGUUUUGAAAAAGACCAUUACCAACGAAUCUUGCGCGAACUGACUUCAGUGUUGCAGCCACUCAAAAUAUCUAGCAAUCAACAUCAACCUAUAUCCGCUUGUCAUUCAUUACUCUUAUCCGAAGUUAAGGCAGUUAACCAGUAUAUACGGAAGCUGAGAAAACAGUCAGAUCUUGUUUUUGUUGCAGAUUAUUUACUUGCGCAUGGACGACUAAACACAACCUUUCUCGCAUCUUUGGUAUUCAAAAUGAACCGAGCCACCCUUAAAAGUUUUAUUAGUACAACAAUCAAUGACUGCAGGUUCACUUCGCUGGACAAAUCAUUGCUCUGCAAAGCUUACGUGAUAUUCUGUUAUCGCUCAAGGCAAUUGCAAAUGAUGACGUUGUCUGAUCACCUUAUAAAACAACAUCUAUCAUCGCUUUGGCUACCUUGUAUCCGCAGUGAACAAUUCACCAAUGCCAAGUAUCUAAGAAACCUUAUGUCAAUUCUGAUGGAAGCUUUAGACGAGAAUGAUUUACUUUCCAUUGUGAAAUCCACCAAAAGCAUGCACAUGGCAUACGUAUUAUGGGAGUUGAAACCAAACAGAUACAGAGAUAUAAAAGAGGCCUUUAUAGGUAGUUCACACCAUCCUAGCUCAAACCGCAAUUUAUCACCACAUCAGAAAUUGAUCCUCUAUCUAUUAUCGAACCCAGGUGUUUAUCAGGACCAUCAGUUGCAGAUCAAACUGAAUGAACUAUCUCGACGGCAUCGACUUUCAUACGGUGAAUGUCUGUCGGAGAACUCAUUUUUAGAAUCCCUAAAAAGUAUCAUUGCAUCCCAAAAUACUGUAUUUUUCGGUUAG